GCGCGCCCCCUGGAGGCCGCCCCGCGGUACUUGCUGGUUAGCCAUGGCAGGGGCGCGCGCCGUGCUGGUGGUCCUGUUGGCGCUGGGAGUGGGCGCCGCGUCCCCAGAGUUAAUAUGCCUGACGGAACCACGGAAUGUUAUUGUCGAUAUUGUUGACACAACAAUCAUUCUGAAAUGGGAGUGGGAUAAUCCAUGCAAUCUCAAUGUAACGUUUUCAACUCGGUACCAACUAAACCAAGAAGGUGAAGAUACAAGUCCUGAUGCAUGGUCUGCUAUAUUGGAGUGUCAAGAUAUAACAACCACAGAAUGUGAUCUCUCAUCAGCCCAACUAGAUAAAUAUGAAAACUAUGCCGUGGGUGUAAGAGCGGAUACCACACAAGAGCACUCCGCUUGGGCAAAUUUAACUUUUUGUCCAUUUCUAGACGCCAAGAUUGGUCCCCCAGGAGUGUGGCUAGACUCCAUAGAUGGAAAUGAGAAGAUUAACAUUUUAAAUCCUGAAUUAAACAAACGGAUGAAAAUGUGGGAAGGGGAGCAUUUAUGCUACAGUCUAACUAUCUGGAAAAACUCAUCUCAUCCUGAGGAAAAAACUGAGCCUGUUUUUCCCGGUCAAUUCAUUCAUGGCCUUGAACCAGAGACCACUUAUUGUCUAAAAGUGAAGGGAUAUCUGCAAAAUAACAAUGGUUUAUAUAGUCCAGAAUACUGUAAGCGAACCCCUAAAGCUUGGACUGGUCUACCUGUUCCUGAAAACCUUAAAGUACAUGCCUUGAAUAUGAAGUGUGUCUUGUCCUGGGACAAUCUGUAUGAAAGAAACAUGAGCUUCCUGGUCCAAGGCCAAUAUGGACAUCGACUACGGUCCUCUCCUGAUAUAUCAAAGAAUUGGGUCAACAUUUCUGGAUGCGAAAACGUCCAAACAGCACACUGUGAUAUUUCAGGUUUUGUUGACUUCACUGGAAUUUAUUAUUUCCAAGUCAGAGCUGUAGAAAACCACAAGAAAUCCCCUUGGUCUAAAAUGCGACGAUUUGAACCUCACAGAGAUAAUAAUCUCGGCCCUCCAAGCAUCAAGCUUAAUGCCAGUGAAGACUCACUUCAGAUUUAUGUUGCUGGACCCGGAGAAGUUGAAAAUAAUUCCAUGAGCAAAAUAUAUCCAUUAACUUAUCAAAUUUGGUUCUGGCCAAAUUCUUCAUAUAACAAGAAGAAAGAAUUUGUGGAUAAAACAUCACCACCAUAUGUAAUCUCAGGCUUGUCCGCAUCCACUCUAUACUGUGUUCAAGUGCAAGCGUUUGCUCAACAAUAUAGUAAAAGUAGCAACUUCAGCAAUGUAGACUGCAUUGAAACAUCCAAAGGAAAUUCCUCAGCUGUGUAUGUACCAGUUGUGGUGUUUGUGACUGUUAUUUUGCUGAUAGUUGGCUUGAUCUAUUUUACACACUGCACUUGGAAAUGGGUCCAAUAUACAUUCUUUCCAAAAUGCAACCCUCCUUUGACCAUAGAGAACAUUGGGGGAAAAGUUGUGAGCAGUUCCUAUUUGCUGACUUCAGAAGAGCCCACAGAAGACUGUGUUGUCAUAUGUGACAGUAGUGUCUCAAAGGAUGUUGAUCUGGUUGACGUGAAAGACCUCACAGAGCCAGAGGAAAUUAGCCAAGACUCGGGAAACUAUUCCAAUAAUUCUGGAAGUAAAGGAUCCCUUCAAACCACAGAGCAGAAAGAAACGUGAGCCUGUAAAGUAGUUGGCAGAAAUCACAAAAUGAGAUGGACACCAGAAACUUUGUAUCCCAAAAUAGACUAACAGGUGGCAUCCAAGAUUUUGACGUUUGUUUACUGCUAUUGGAAGAUCUGCUAGAAUGUGAGAAACAUGAUGGGAAAAUAUUUACACCUUAAUUUUAACUGGACUUUGGUUCUCAAACGUGCUCUAAAACACAAAACAUCUCAAGAACAGUAAACAUACGCCAGUAUAGAUACCAAGUUGACUGUUACAAUAUUAGUUUUCAAAAAGUACUGAAGGGGUGGUUCUCCAGCUUUUCACAAGGAAGAAGGCACCUCUCCUCUGUCUAAAAGUAUGCUGACAUUGUGAGUAUUGGUUGAUGUUGGGAACUUGCCAAGCACACACUGAUCAUUGGUGCCUUAAUGAAACCUUAUGCAAGUUUACAGUUUUUUUACAUAAUUGUUCUGCCAAGCUUAGUGUUUAGCUGCAAGUAUUACAGUCCUGAGUUAAACCAUGGUUAUUGCUCAGGAAUGGGAAUCCCUGUCGACCCAGGAAAUAAAUCCUGAUUUGGGAUUGGUUUCAAGAUCUGCAUUCCAGCCAUGAUGGGGUUAAGGGAACAGGCCAAGUUAAAUGUGCAUUAUUUAAAAUAGGAUAGUCUAUGAAAGUCUUUACUGGUGUCAACCAGGGAAUCAAAUGACAAUCACUAACCAGGCUAUCGGUGUUUCACAGAACAUUUUUGUGUCCUUUACAUUUUUGUCCACCCAUUUAUGUGCCUUCUGGCACAAUGCUAAUGAAGGAGAAGGAGAUGUGUGACUACAUUCAUGUUGACUGUAAUUUUGUUUCUUCAAAUAACUUGUGCAGUUUGAUUUCCCUCUUUUCUUUCUUCCGCGAUCUCAUGCUCUCUUUUAGAGUCAUUUGUGUAACUGAGAUACCACAAUGGUAUAUCCCAUUGUGUGAGUCUUCUGCUCCACACUGUCAAGUUUUUACUGAAAUCUGAGCUCCUGAGGCAUGUCGUAUUUAUGUGCAAAAACUGGGUUGCAGUUAAACAUUAACAAAACUAAGAUUAUGACAACCAGACUGAUUGAUAACUGGUAAAUAGAGGGAGAAAACGUGGAGGCAGUAACAGACUUUGUAAUUCUAGACGCGAAGAUUACUGCAGAUGCAGACUGCAGCCAGGAAAUCAGAAGACACUUCCUUCUUGGGAGGAGAGCAAUGACCACUCUUGAUAAAAUAGUGAAGAGUAGAGACAUCACACUGGCAACGAAGAUCCGCAUAGUUAAAGCAAAAGUAUUCCCUAUAAUAACCUAUGGAUGCGAGAGCUGGACCAUAAGGAAGGAUGGGCGAAGGAAGACAGACGGUUUUGAACUGGUAUAUGCUUUUGGGCUAGCCAUUUAACACAGCAGGUUAAUCACCAGCUGCAGCUGCAGUAAAAUCUUGCCAACCAAAAGGUUGACAGUUCGAAGCCGGAUCAGAGUGAGCUCCAGACCUUCAGUCCCAGCUCCCCACCCACCUAACAGAUCAGAAACAGCAAUAUGAGUCAAUAAAUAAGUACCACAUUGAAGCAGGGAAGUAUAUUCAAUCAGAAGGAGGAAGAUUUACGAACAAAGAAGAUUAUUCGGCAAGGAGAUGGAGCAAUACCACCCCCCUGUGGCCAGAAUCGAGCACAGCUUCCAAAGAUGCCAAAAUAUGGGAAAGCCUGUUUAUAUACCUCUAUCUGUUGUCUGUCUUGUGUUGUAUAAUGUCUGCCGUAUAUGUUUUCUGUGAUCUGCCCUGAGUCCCCUUCAGGGUGAUAAGGGCAGAAUAUAAAUAUUGUAAAUAAAUAAUAAUAAAGAACUGUGGUGUUGGAGGAAAAUUCUGAGAGUGCCUUGGACCACAAGAAGAUCAAACCAGUCCAUACUCCAGGAAAUAAAGCCCAACUACUCACUGGGGGGAAGGAUAUUAAUGGCAAAGAUGAAGUACUUUGGCCACAUAAUGAGAAGACAGGAUAUCUUGGAGAAGAUAAUGAUUCUGGGGAAAAUGGAAGGAAAAAAGAAGAGGGGCCGACCAAGGGCAAUUUGGAUGGAUGUUAUCCUUGAAGUGAUUGGCUUGACCUUGAAGGAAAUGGAGGUGGUGACAGCCGACAGGGAGAUCCACGAGUUCAUGAAGAAUUGGAAAGGACCGAACGAAUUACCAAAAAGCUCCCAGCAGCCUUCUCAGCAGAGCCAAAGGUGAGGAAGCCCGGCAAGGAGCUCUGGUGUGGGCUGGUCCAUGAGGUCACGAAGAGUCGGAAACAACUAAACAACAAAGAUGGGUGUAGGACGAAUAUGUUUGUAUAUCAGUCUUCAGUUAUACUGUAGAUACAGCAGAACAAAAAGCAAUGGCCAGCACACAGCAUUUGAAUGCCUAUUGUCUUUUAGCCUUAUUUUAAAAUUUCAAAAUAUGCAUCAUGUAUAUAUUCUCAGGUGUUCAAUAGAAAGUGCAUCAACUUUGAAACCUGUUUACUAUUAAUUGUGAAAUCCACACAAUGCUUGCCUUCUGCUUUCACCUAUCUCUAGAUACUCUUAGGAUUAGCAAAAACUCACCAAAACAGAAAUCAGUGUUAGAAUUUCCUAGUUCUAUAUUUAUAGUUUAUGAAUGUUGUAUUGAAUGCAGAUGUGAAUUGUGACCCAGUCAUGUUGUUUGCUGAAGCCUCAACCUCAGGGAAAACCCUUGACCAAUUGUCUCAGCUUGUGAGAACAAAUGAGCAAAACUGUACUCCUAGCCCAUCCUGAGCCAUUGAGACAGUACUUGUAUGUGUUCUUGUUUGUGUCUUGUUGCAAUUUUCCUUGUCAGUUUUAUUUGAUGUCACACCCCAUUAUCACAAAUAAAUAAAGCAAAAUGA
Anolis sagrei ordinatus is the source of this 4559-nucleotide messenger RNA. RefSeq names its product interferon alpha and beta receptor subunit 1 (gene IFNAR1). The record is from RefSeq and is a predicted model, not a curated record. NCBI's taxonomy places the organism in Eukaryota, Metazoa, Chordata, Lepidosauria, Squamata, Anolidae. Gene Ontology annotation, cellular component: plasma membrane. Gene Ontology annotation, biological process: type I interferon-mediated signaling pathway. Gene Ontology annotation, molecular function: type I interferon receptor activity; protein binding.